Messenger RNA from Phytophthora nicotianae INRA-310, 906 nucleotides. RefSeq lists its product as hypothetical. The transcript has a single exon. The record is from RefSeq and is a predicted model, not a curated record. Lineage: Eukaryota; Oomycota; Peronosporomycetes; Peronosporales; Peronosporaceae. Bases 1 to 906 code for a protein of 301 amino acids.
AUGCCGCUCACCACCGCCCUCCUAGGUCUCGUCGCGCUCGUGUCGCCUUCGCUCGUGUCUGCAGCGACACCAGGCUAUCACGCCUUGCCCUGGGACGGUAGCGCGUACAACCUCACCGUUGAUACGCUUACGAACAAGUAUUCGACUCCCAUCUUCAUCCAACGCAAUGGUGGCAACAAUGGCAAUCCAGCUGACUACAUCAGUAUGCAGUAUCAAGCUCGCCCAGAGGGCUACAACAGUGAUGAUGGCGCAUUGGCGAUUGGCGUAGAUGACAAAGCCAUUUUCAACGACAACACCGGUUCCCGUCGCUCGGAUUUGUUUCAGCAGAUCGAGGGCACGGCUGAUGGCACCACUUUCUACCGUGCCAGUUUGAUGAAGACAGAAGCUUUCCUAAACGCGUAUGACUGGCAACUGGUCUUCCUGGGCUCUGGUGUCUUUACAAUCGGUGUCGACGCGUCGGUGAAGCCGCCCCUGAUGUACUACCGCACUAACGGCACGACUGACGCAAGGUGGUCGGCAGAAUUCGUGACUGGCACAUGGUACAACUUUGGUAUUGGUGUGGAGAAGUCGGCUGAUGGUGUUAACACGGUGUUGGAGUUCUACACGAGUACGGGUCAGGACGAGCUGGUGUUCAACGUCAAGACUGAAUUGAAAGGAUCGAUCCUUACGAAAGAUUCCUUCCACAUUGGUCCAGUAACGACCCUGAGUGGUACUUCCUCCGCUAUGAACGCGAAACAGGAUGUUGUGUUGUUUAACGGAAUGUCGGCCGAAGCAACCCCAAUUGAUGCCGGAGCCCCCACACCGGCCCCAUCGGAGGGCGGCACUGUCAUUGUUGCGGAUAGCAGCAGUGGCUCGACCAGUACCGCUGGCGAGGCUCGAUCGUUCACUUUCAACGACCGCAAGUAA